AUGGAUGUGGACGAGCCCGAGGCCGAGGAUGAUGCCUUCGUUGCCCGUGACAAGGGCUUUGCCUUGAAGUUCCAGAAGAUGAAGAAAGAUUUGCCGGGCUAUGUCGUGGAUUUGAUAGAAACUCAGUCUGCGAAGGCGGCCCAUCCCAGGGAUUUCAAGAGCCGCAUGAUUAACAAGCUCUUCACAAGAGACAACAGCGGGAAGAUCCACCUGAACCUGAAUGACCCCUGCUUCAAAGAACACAAGAAGCUCUUCAACGAGAACUUCAGCAAAAGCUCGGAGAUCGCAUACCCUGAGUCCAUCUUCAAGGGUAUGUUCUAUGCCGGCAAUGACGACAAGUUCGAGGCUGCCUUGGCCAAAGGAGAGAUUUCCGAAGCAAAGAGCACGAUCCCGGGUGUGAGAUUCUUCAGCUUUCACACCUUCAAAGCUGUGCAGAAGGUUGGGAGCCGUGAGGAGGAGGAGCUCACCUCCUCCGGGAGGGUCACGAAGGAGGAGGCCAAGAUCAUGGCCGAGGUUUUUUCCAAGAUGGGCUGGAGGAUCAAGCACACCACGGAUGAGACCAAGAAGUUUGCCAAGGGCGGUGCGGUCCCGACGAACAUCGAGGCAGUUCUUAGCACUGCUAUGGAUGCUCAAAGCAAAUUGAGCAACGAUGCGAUGUCUCUGUUGAAACGAUGGAGCGGCAGCGAUGAUACGACGAGGAGCCUGCGAAAGCAUCACAAGCUCAGCCAGGAGUACCUUGUGAAGCUCAAGCACAUCAAGGAGUUCCGCGAGCUGCCGGAUGACGAGGAGCUGAACAAGCCCAACUUCGACAAGUUCCUCAUGGCUAUCGCCCAGCACACGGAGGAGUUCAAUGUGCUGGUUGAAAGCAGCAAGGGAGAUGCAGAAAAGAUAAAGGACAGUGGCGAAUUCCCUCAUGACCUUCAGGUUUUGAGCAGCUUGGGUACAGAUGGUUUGUAUUCCAACAAGAUGUGGGGCGAUUUGGUUCGACAUAUCUCUCCCAAUGUCAAGCUUCCACAGCCGAUGACUGUAAAGAUUCCUUGCAAGGCAGGGUUAGCGACCCAGCCGAUCAUGUUGCCUCACGAACUUCUGGCCGACAUCUACGAGAAGUUUCCAGCUGUUUGGGUUCAGGUUGUGAAGCCGUCGGAUAGCCGAGCCGAGCAGUUUUGGUCAUCCGUGCAGGGCCAUCCUGCAAUGGAAUCAAGUCCAAUUCUUUCUCGACCAAAUUAUCGGCAGCUUUGCCUGCCGCUUGCCGUUCACGGUGAUGCAGUUCCAAUCACAGGUGUGGGAAAGGGUUGGUGUCAGCAACUGACCGACCUGUCCUUCAUGAGCCUUUUGGGACUUGGCUCUGUGAAAGAGCUGUUGUUUUACAUGGGUGGUUUCUGGGAAAAGCUACGAGUGUUUGGCCAUCCAGAGACUUUUCAGGCAAGAAGCCUGGACCACAAUACAAGGUACCCGGCAGGAAGUAAGGAAGCUGGCAGAGCUGGGCAGCCUUUGUUGGGUGGGCAUUUUGCCUGCCUGUUCUCCUUGCAAGGCGACUUAGACUAUUAUGCAUCAGUGCUCGAUCUGCCAAGAAGUACACUGGCCUCGGGGCCCUGUGCCCUCUGCCGAUGCACGAAGUUCGGCCCACAUUCGUGGCAAGAUUUUCGAACAUCGGCAGCAUGGAGAGACACAUGUUGGAAAGCUUCCGAAUGGAAAAUGUGGUCUGACAAAUCUUCAUGCCCCCUACUGCGACUUCCUACUUCCAAUUGUUGGACUGUAGCCCUCGACUGGCUACACAUCAAGUAUCUCGGCAUGGAUCAGUUUCUAUAUGCAAGCAUCAUCUUCUUGCUGGUUUUUUAUGUGCUUCCUGGAACACCGGAGCAAAACAUGGCUUCAUUUUGGCAGGCCUUGCAGAAAGAAUACUCAUCUUUGGAUACUCCCUGCCGCUACAGAUACCUGAACAAACUCAGCAUGAUAGUGCGAAAGCAGGGCAGCCCCAAGUUAAGGGGAAAGGGGGCAGAGAUACGACACCUUCAUCUGCCUCUCCUCAACAUUUGGGCGGCCAACAUGAACACAGCUUUGGAAAUGCAUCGCAAAGUUCACCUCCUCCUGAAGUUGAAUGCCAGAGCAGAGCAGCUUUUGACUCAGCACCGUGAGCUUUUUGCACUCCCUGCAGAAGAUGCAGCGACGUUUCAGACCUGUAUCGACGGACUUCUCAUGCUGCAGCACAACCUACGAGAACAUUUCUCGGAGGAGCCCGAACACCUUUUCAACAUUACCGAAAAAUCUCAUUUUGUGCAGCAUUGCUCCAUUCUGGCUCGCCAUGUUUCACCAAGGCAAAUUUUCACUAUGAAUCUAUCUCUCGUUUUGACUUUGCGAGGAGUGGCCGCCAACGCCGCCGCAGUGGCAGUGCUGCAGGCCGAAGUGGCCGGGCUGCCUGGCCCGCCGGACCUGACUCACUACGCGCUGGCUGCCGACCUCGCGGCAGCCGAAGGGCAGCUGGCCGCGAACCAAUCCAGUUUGACGGCCCUGAGCACCAGCCUCACCAUGGGCUUGGCGGGGAAGGCCAGCCAGAGCGUGCUGGACGCCCUGCAGCUCGAGGUCGACGGCAAGAGCACGCCGGCUUCCGUCGACGCCAACCUGGCGAGCUACAGCAACACGGCGGCCAUGAGCAGCGCCAUCGCGAGUGCCAACAACGCCACGCUGGCCGCCGUGGGCAGCAGCUACGCGCUGCGCACCGUAACGGACCAGCUGGCCCUGGACCUGGCCGCCAAGCAGUCGGGGGCCGAUGUGGACCAAAAGAUUGCCACGGCGCUGCUGGACCGGCCCAGCACGACUGAUCUGAACGCGGCCGUGGGCCUGCGCACCUCGCCCGCGGACGUCGACCAGAAGCUCGCCACGGCGCUGCUGACCUUCGUCACGCAGGCGGCCCUGGACGCCGCGCUGGCCCUCCGAGAUGGGCGCUUGGACGCCGCCGAGGCUUCCGUUGCAGCUCUGCAGGCCGCGGGCUUCCAGACG
Symbiodinium necroappetens is the source of this 2997-nucleotide messenger RNA. The record is from the annotation of a GenBank genome assembly. Lineage: Eukaryota; Dinophyceae; Suessiales; Symbiodiniaceae.